CACAUGUGAAUUUACCACAUGGGGAGAAUGGUCGAUAUGCAGUACAAACUGUGGAUUUGGACAGAAAGGACGAUCCAGGCUCGCUCUUACACCUACUCAAUGCAACAGCAGCUGCAGAGACCAGAACCUUGUUGAAUUUGAUACCUGUUAUAGCAACUCAUCCUUAACAAAUUGCCAGGUUGGUUUAUGGUCUGAAUGGUCCAACUGUGUCAACAAUUGUAACGGCGGAAUACAAACAAGACUAAGAAAUAUCAUCAAGCAAGCCAAAUGUGGAGGAAGCAAGGAAAACUGCAGCAACACCAUUGAAACAAGGGUGUGUCCAGAGCAACGAGUUUGCGAGCAGAUAUGUAUGAUAGGGGAGUGUUUCUGUAGAGAUUCAUUCAUCAAAAGUGACAAUGGUUCUUGUAUACCAAUUAAUUGCCCCUAUCCACCCGCAUCUAUUUGUCCUCCACAUUUACAAGAUUGCUCAUCAGCCUCCUUUAACUGCCCAAACAAGACAGUGAAUGGUGAAUAUUUGUUAGAGUCACGGUGUGAAGCUUUUUGCGAUGGAGAUUGGCUCAUCCAAGGUCACGUGACAUCUAUCACGUGCACUGGAUAUGGAGAUUGGACAAUAAAUGAUGCUUACUGCAUACCGAAGGAAAAGCCACCAACUAAGAUUGAAAUAUAUCCAAAGGCAGUGCCAGAAAACAAUCCAAAUAGAUGUCCAUUUUUGAUAAAAACAGAAAAUGAUAAUGGACCAGUGCACGAUCAUUGUUUUUAUGAGAUCAAUGGCGUUGCAAAGUUGAAAAUGUACACUAAUACCACUAACAAUGAAGACUGGCUUUGCUUUACAGAGAAAUUAAAUUAUGAAUCGAUGGCAGGGU
Messenger RNA from Owenia fusiformis, 863 nucleotides. The record is from the annotation of a GenBank genome assembly. NCBI's taxonomy places the organism in Eukaryota, Metazoa, Annelida, Polychaeta, Sabellida, Oweniidae.